UUCCGGCGAUGGGCCACGCCGGGGGCUGGCCGUCCCGCGGCGUCCUCCAGUGCGUGAGAGCCGGAGCUCCCGCCCGGGCGGAGCCGCGUUUCCCCGCCUCACCGGCUCUGCGCUGGAGCCGCGCUCGUGCGCGGGAGGCGGCGCCCUUGAGGGUGGCGAGACGACUGGCUGUCGGGCGGCGAGCGCGCAGGUGCAGGAUCAGCAGGCGCAGGUCCCCCGGCGCGCCGGGCAGCUCUUCGCCGACCACCCGACGCAGCGAGGGGCGGCGCCGGGCCCAUCCCUCCCCCCGGAGUCCGACUUCACCCCUGCUGUCCUGGGUCUCGCUGAAGCCUCGGACUCCCACUGGGAAGCAGAAGCAGCAGAGAUAGGAGAGGUCUUCGGUUCCCAGUAGAGCUGAAGCGUUUUCUUUGGAUCUAGGUGGGGAAAGAGGAGCGGGCUGUGACCCUGACCUGUUCUGAAGGGCCCAGCCUUGGGCUGAAUGGCAGCACCCCCACUGGGCCGUCUGGUGUUGACCCACCUGCUGGUGGCCCUCUUUGGCAUGGGCUCCUGGGCUGCCAUCAACGGGAUCUGGGUGGAGCUGCCUGUGGUGGUAAAAGAACUUCCCGAGGGCUGGAGUCUCCCGUCAUACCUCUCCGUGCUUGUGGCAGUGGGGAACCUGGGUCUGUUGGUGGUGACCCUGUGGAGGCGGCUGGCUCCGGGCAAGAGCGAGCGGGGCCCCAUCCAGGUGGUGCAGGCACUGGGCGUGGUGGGCACAGCCCUGCUGGCCCCACUGUGGCACCAUGUGUCCCCAGUCGCAGGGCAGCUCCACUCCGUGGCCUUCCUAACGCUGGCCUUGGUGCUGGCCCUGGCCUGCUGUGCCUCUAACGUCACUUUCCUGCCCUUCUUGAGCCACCUACCACCUCCCUUCUUGCGCUCCUUCUUCUUGGGUCAGGGCCUCAGUGCCCUGCUGCCCUGUGUGCUGGCCCUCGUGCAGGGCGUAGGCCACCUUGAAUGUUUGCCAUCUCCCACCAAUGGCACCCUUUGGCUCCCCCACGACUUCCCAGAGCGUUUUCCUGCCAGCACCUUUUUCUGGGUGCUGACCGCCCUUCUGGUCACUUCGGCUGCCGCCUUCCAGGGUCUCCUGCUGUUACUGCCAUCACCACCAUCUGCAUCCACAGCGGGUCCGGGGUCUGGCCUGCGGGCAAGAGGCCCGGGAGUGGAGGAGGAGGAAGAAGAGGCCUCACCACUGCAGGAGUCACUGAGCCGAGCCACAGGCGCCACUCCCAGCCCAGAGCCUGAGGCCCGUCGGCUGCUCUCUGUGCAUGGUGCCUGCCUGCUGGGCCUGCUGGCCGUCACCAACGCGCUGACCAAUGGUGUGCUGCCUGCCGUGCAGAGCUUUUCCUGCUUGCCCUACGGCCGCCUGGCCUACCACCUGGCAGUGGUAUUGGGCAGCGCUGCCAACCCCCUCGCCUGCUUUCUGGCCAUGGGCGUGCUGUGCAGGUCUCUGGCGGGGCUAGCUGGUCUCUCUGUGCUGGGCAUGCUCUUUGGGGCCUACCUGAUGGCGCUGGCAGUCCUGAGCCCUUGCCCACCGCUGGUGGGCACCUCUGCAGGGGUGGUCCUUGUGGUGCUGGCGUGGGUGCUGUGUCUGGGCGUGCUCUCCUAUGUGAAGGUGGCCGCCAGUUCCCUGCUGCACGGUGGCGGCCGUCCGGCACUGCUGGCAGCUGGUGUGGCCAUCCAGGUGGGCUCCCUGCUCGGUGCUGUCGCCAUGUUCCCUCCCACCAGCAUCUACCACGUGUUCCGCAGUGGAAAGGACUGUGUGGACCAGUGUGGCCCCUAAGCCUGGGCAGAUGGGGAACGUGACGUCAGGCUGAGAUGCCCCAGCGCCCCAGUGCCCACGACCCAAGGAGGCCCUCCUCACUUGCAGGCUCAUGGAUGCCUGUACACUCCACAGCAGAUGCUGGUCAGGGUGGGGACCACAGAACAGUCCCAGAACCAGGGCCCAGCUAGGGCUGUGAACUUGGCCCAGAUCUGGAGCCUGUGUGGGGCUUGCACAAUAAAUCACUGUUACUCCA
Mirounga angustirostris (Northern elephant seal) is the source of this 2051-nucleotide messenger RNA. RefSeq names its product solute carrier family 52 member 2 (gene SLC52A2). Gene Ontology annotation, molecular function: riboflavin transmembrane transporter activity. Gene Ontology annotation, biological process: riboflavin transport. The transcript has 5 exons. Gene Ontology annotation, cellular component: plasma membrane. The record is from RefSeq and is a predicted model, not a curated record. Bases 479 to 1816 code for a protein of 445 amino acids. NCBI's taxonomy places the organism in Eukaryota, Metazoa, Chordata, Mammalia, Carnivora, Phocidae.